Molecule: messenger RNA, 335 nt
Organism: Malurus melanocephalus (red-backed fairy wren)
Lineage: Eukaryota; Metazoa; Chordata; Aves; Passeriformes; Maluridae
Product: kallikrein-14-like
Exons: 2
Coding region: 57-299 (80 amino acids)
Biological process (GO): proteolysis; epidermis morphogenesis; seminal clot liquefaction
Molecular function (GO): serine-type endopeptidase activity
Source: RefSeq, a predicted model, not a curated record
UCCUCGCAGCCAAGCUGCCGCGUGACCUGCAGUGCGCGUCGGUGCAGACGUUCGGGAUGCAGCAGUGCCAGCGCGCCUACGGGGGCGCCGUCACCCCAAACAUGUUCUGUGCGGGGGUACCGCAGGGGGGCGUGGACUCGUGUCAGGGUGACUCUGGCGGGCCCCUGGUGUGCCAGGGCGUGCUGCAGGGCGUGGUGUCCUGGGGCAUGGCCGUGUGCGGGCAGCGCGGGCAGCCCGGGGUUUAUUCCAACGUCUGCCGGGCCAGCGGCUGGAUCCGCCGGGUCAUCGGCCAGCAGUGACCGGAAGUGACCACAAAUGACCCAGAGUGACCACGA